This is a messenger RNA of Cornus florida, 2897 nucleotides long. Its product is annotated as ABC transporter G family member 15-like. Lineage: Eukaryota; Viridiplantae; Streptophyta; Magnoliopsida; Cornales; Cornaceae. The record is from RefSeq and is a predicted model, not a curated record. The transcript has 9 exons. Bases 305 to 2383 code for a protein of 692 amino acids. Gene Ontology annotation, molecular function: ATP hydrolysis activity; ABC-type transporter activity; ATP binding. Gene Ontology annotation, cellular component: membrane.
GCAACCGGAAACCAUUCGGUAGGUAACCGAAUUCAAUUCUCCCUCUCCUAUCUCUAUAUUUGCCACCCAUAUGAUGAGAUUUCAUGCAAAUCAAAAGCACACCAUUAAAACACACACUCUCUCUCUCUCUCUAACAAUAAAAAAAAAAAAAAAAAUGGUAGGCAUUGAAGGUAUGGUUGUUUGUUGAUACUAGUUAUUACAUUCAAUGAGCAACCAUAGUUAAAAAAAAAAAAAAAAACACAAAUGAGCUUGCUCUUCAUCAUCUUCAUUUUUGGUUUGAGUGGAAGAUUUUGAGCUGGGCGGUAUGGAAAUAGAGGUUGCAGGUGGUGGCAGUCGUGGUGCUGGGGUGGCGGAUCUGGAGAACGGGGCGGUGGUGAACGGCGGAGAUGUGGGUGUAGCAUACUUGGUGUGGGAAGAUCUGACGGUGGUGCUGCCAAAUUUUGGGCAUGGACCCACCAAGAGGUUGCUUCAUGGGCUUACUGGCUAUGCUGAGCCUGGUAGAAUCAUGGCUAUCAUGGGUCCUUCUGGCUCUGGCAAAUCCACCCUUCUUGAUUCCCUAUCAGGUAGGCUGUCCCAAAAUGUUGUCAUGACAGGCGAUAUUCUUCUUAAUGGAAAGAAGAGGAGACUAGAAUAUGGUGUUGUGGCUUAUGUGACUCAAGAGGAUGUAUUGUUGGGAACACUCACAGUUAGAGAAACCAUCACAUACUCAGCCCAUUUGAGGCUUCCAACUACCAUGAGUAAGGAAGAGGUAAAUGAUAUCAUAGAGGCAACAAUUAUGGAAAUGGGACUUCAUGACUGUGCUGAUCGGCUGAUCGGGAACUGGCACAUACGAGGUGUGAGUGGAGGGGAGAAAAAGAGACUAAGCAUAGCACUUGAAAUCCUUACAUGUCCGCGUCUCUUGUUUCUUGAUGAGCCCACUAGUGGCCUUGACAGUGCCGCGGCCUUCUUUGUUAUCCAUACUCUUAAAAAUCUUGCUCGCGAUGGAAGAACAGUCAUCUCUUCAAUUCAUCAGCCUAGUAGCGAAGUUUUUGCACUGUUUGAUGACCUGUUUCUAUUAUCAGGAGGUGAAACUGUAUACUUUGGAAAAGCGAAUAAGGCUGUAAAGUUCUUCUCUGAAGCAGGAUUUCCAUGUCCAAGCAGAAGAAAUCCUUCGGAUCAUUUUCUACGUUGUGUUAAUUCAGACUUUGACAUUGUAGAAGCCACACUAAAAGGAUCACAAAGAAUUCGUGAAACAGAAAAACCAUCAGAUCCUUUGAUGAAUUUGCCGACAUGGGAGAUCAAAACAAUGCUUAUGGAGAAAUACAAGCGCUCAGAGUAUGCGGCAAAGGCUAGAGCUAGGAUCCAGCAGAUCUCUAACAUUCGAGGACUCGAAAUUGAAAGAAAAAGGGGGAGCCAAGCAGAAUGGUGGAAACAACUUUUGACAUUGACGAGGAGAUCUUUUGUGAACAUGUCUAGAGAUGUGGGAUAUUACUGGCUACGUAUAAUCAUCUACAUAAUCGUAUCUAUUUGUGUUGGUACUAUUUAUUUCGAUGUUGGUACUAGCUAUACUGCAAUCUUAGCUCGGGGAGCUUGUGGUGGGUUUAUAUCAGGAUUUAUGACAUUCAUGUCCAUCGGAGGCUUCCCAUCUUUCAUUGAAGAAAUGAAGGUUUUUAAACGAGAGAGGCUCAACGGACACUACGGAGUUGCAGUGUUCAUUCUAUCGAAUUUCCUCUCUUCCUUCCCAUUUUUGGUUGCGAUUGCAAUCUGUACCGGAACCAUUACUUAUUACAUGGUGAAGUUCCGGCCGGGGUUUUCUCACUAUGUGUACUUCUGUCUUAAUCUCUUUAGUUGCAUUGCUGUUGUAGAGAGCUGCAUGAUGAUUGUAGCUUCAUUGGUUCCCAACUUCUUGAUGGGAAUCAUAACUGGGGCUGGAAUUAUUGGAAUCAUGAUGAUGACUGCCGGGUUCUUCCGUUUGCUGCCUGAUCUUCCCAAGCCAGUUUGGCGCUACCCGAUUUCUUAUAUCAGUUAUGGCGCGUGGGCAUUACAGGGUGCAUACAAGAAUGAUCUGAUCGGGCUUGAGUUUGACCCCAUGUACCCCGGUGACCCAAAAUUGAAGGGUGAGGAUGUCAUCAAGAACUUGUUUGGGAUACCGUUGGAUCAUUCCAAGUGGUGGGAUUUAUUUGCUCUAUUCGUCAUCCUCGUAUCUUAUAGACUUGUCUUCUUCAUUAUUCUCAAGUUUAAGGAGAGAGCUUCACCACUGUUUCGGUACUUUUAUACCAAGAGAACUCUUCAUCAUCUCAACAAGAGGCCUUCAAUCAAGGCGAAGUCGCCUUUUUCUUCAAAGAGGCAUCAUGCUCUCCAUUCAUUGUCUUCUCAAGAGGGUCUUAGCUCUCCAAUCCCCUAGAAGCCACGGUUUUUAUCGUAUAGUCCCAAAUGUUGAUUGAUUUUAGUAGUUCAUGAUAAGAUCGCCGUCUUUUAUUCAUUGCUUCGAGUUGGUUCAGUGUUAUCGGUAUGACCUUUGAUAGAGCGGAAUGAAAGAAUAUGGUUCAUGUAGCGGACUUCAAGUAGUUCAGAAAAGACUUUGUUUGAUGUUAUUAGUUGGUGCCGUGUUAUCGGUCUCAUUUUCGCUUUCGGGAUGCAAUAGCAAGUGUUGAAUAGAAUGACGAAAUGGUAACCAGAGUGGCACAUAGCCAUGCUGUUAUGGGGAAAGAUGGAUACUGUACAGACUUUCUCUGAGGGUGGUAGCAUUCAUGUGGUAUCUUAUGUGGGACACUAAUAGCUUGUAUAAUUGGUUACAUAAUCUUAAAGAUGUUACUUAAUUCUUCUUGUUAUUCUCAAUGGGGAAUAUGAUAGUAAGCUAUAAUUCUCAAUACUGUUACUAUUAUGUUAAUUUAAUUUAAUUAUUAUUAUUAUUAUUA